AGAUUAAACAAAUAAUUUCUCAAACAAGUGUGACAUUAUUUAGUCAAAAAAAAGCGACUGGAAACUGACUAUUAAUAUCUCCAUCUGCUUCACAUCUUCUUAACAAUGGCUUCCUUAAUUCAUUUCUUCCUCAUUUCUUCUCUAAUCUUCUUCAUUUCUCCGUCAACUUCCAAACCACUUCCUUUUCAUCCAAAAUCUUUAGUCCUUCCGAUCACCAAAGACAAAUGGAGCCUUCAAUACACCACCCAGAUCAGCCAAAGAACACCGCUCGUCGCCGUCAAAUUAACCGUCGAUCUCGGCGGAAGAUUCAUGUGGGCUGAUUGCGAAAAUGGCUAUUUCUCCUCCUCGUUUAAACCAGUCAGGUGUAGCUCUCCUAUUUGCUCACUCUCCAACUCAGCCUCGUGUUAUUCUGAGUGCCAUGCAAGCCCUAAAUCGCCCGAGUGCCUCAGCGGCACUUGCCAACAUCUUCCCGACAACAGAAUUGCAUUCGUCAGCGGCGUCGGUGACAUUCGUCAAGAUGUCGUUUCUUUUCAGUCUGUUAACGGACAAAACGUUUCGGUACGGGAUUUUCCUUUUGUUUGCAGUCCAGCGUCCGUUUUAGAAAAUCUCGCCGACGGCGUUACUGGCAUGGCCGGACUCGGCAGAAGUAACAUUUCUAUUCCGGCAUACUCUUCUUCUGUUUUUGGUUUCUCCAAAAAAUUCGCCAUGUGCCUCAGCUCCUCCACCAAAUCAAACGGCGUCGUAGUUCUCGGCGACGGACCAACUUAUCCUAAUCUCACCUACACUCCGCUUAUUUUAAACCCAGAGAGUACCGCAGCUUCACUCUACGCCGGAGAACCAUCCGCCGACUACUUCAUUGAUCUGAAAUCCAUCAGACUCGACGGAAAAGAAAUUAAAUUUAACAAAACCCUACUCUCCAUUUUACCGGACGGCAGCGGCGGAACAGUGCUGAGCACGCUUCAUCCCUACACUUCGUUACAUUCUGCUAUUUAUAAAGCUAUUUUCAAAGCUUUUGCCAAGAAGCUGAGCUUAUACGUUAAAGCUGAGCCAAGAAUGCCGGUUCCGUUUGAAGCUUGCUAUAUAACACUCAGCCUUGAAAAUUUCGCUCGGGACAUGCCUCCCAUCGAUCUCGUGCUGGGCAGUGUGGACGGUAAAAAAGAUGUGAUAUGGAGAAUCUCCGGCGAAAAUUCUAUGGUGGCGAUCAAUAGCUACACGAUGUGUUUUGCAUUUGUUGACGGUGGAACAGAAUUAGGAAGAACUCACGUUAUAAUCGGCGGGCGUCAACUAGAAGAUAACUUUUUGCAGUUUGAUAUUGCAAAUUCAAGACUUGGGUUUAGUGGUAAUCAAUGUUUUGAAAACCGGACCGGACCGGCCGGUCGGACCGGAUUAACCGGGAACCGGCUGCCUGUCCGGUCCGGUUUAUGGUGAAAAUCGUCUUUUAUA
Mercurialis annua (annual mercury) is the source of this 1443-nucleotide messenger RNA. Its product is annotated as probable aspartic proteinase GIP2. Gene Ontology annotation, biological process: proteolysis. The transcript has a single exon. The record is from RefSeq and is a predicted model, not a curated record. Lineage: Eukaryota; Viridiplantae; Streptophyta; Magnoliopsida; Malpighiales; Euphorbiaceae. Gene Ontology annotation, molecular function: aspartic-type endopeptidase activity. The coding region runs from base 106 to 1428 and encodes 440 amino acids.